AUGUUCAUAACUUUUAUAUUUCUUUUGCUUAGUACAGUCGCAUAUGCUUAGUGGCAGCUUGUAAGUGAGGAUCUGCUUGGCUUCUCCGUUUCUGGAGCUAAUUGGAAUUAUAGAGGUUCCUGUGAUUGGAUCAGUGGGUCUAUGGGUGGAGGUGGAUCUGUUGGGAGUUGUGCAGAUAAUGACAUCGAAUACAUUUACGUAGGGAAUUACAAUGAUAGAGCCUACUACUCAGUUUUAAAUUUGCCUCCGCAUUAUUAAGUCAAAGUCAUAGUGGAUGGCUAUUUUUUAGAUUCUUCUAGUAGUAGUUUCUAUACUGUUGCUUAUGAUGUCUAAGGAUCAUCAACAUCUACUUAUACAUUUCAAUAUAAGGAUAAUACUUUAGGAACAUUUCAAUAAGUAUGCAAAUCAUCAAAUUGGAAUAAUUUUGAGAUAUAAACAUACUAUCUGACUUUCUAGCAUAAUGAUAACACAGAAAUUAGAUUUAGAAUUUGUGGAACAAAUUUUGGUAGUAAAAAUUAUGGUUCAAGAGGAUUAUAGAUUUAUGUUAAUAAAUGUCAUUGGUCAUGCUUAAAAUGCAGUUCUAGCAAUGCUGCUAAUAAUUGCUUGGCCUGCUUUACAAGUCCUUCUACUACCUUAGGUUCCCCUUCGACCUGUAGUAGUUGUCCUGCCAAUGCAGCCUUUAUUGAAUACCUAGAUGAUACAAAAAGCUGUGUAGUUGAAUGCCAUUACUAUCGAGUUCCAGAUUCGAAUAAGGUGUGCUAAUUUAAUGAGAAUAUGUUACCCUAUACAACCUACUUCGAUACUACAACAUUCAGUUCCACAUCUCCAUGGGUGUUUAUUCCAGAUCCAAUCAUCUUCAAUUUGGUUUAUUCCCAAAAGAUUAGCACUAUUUCUUGUUAAACGAGCAAGAACUUUGUUGGUCCUUUCUUCUAUAAUGAAGGAUUUAGUGUGACCCUCUCAGUUCCUUAGAAUAUAUCUUACGUUCGAUUUAGAGCAACAAUUAUAAAACUAAACAGUUGGAUCGAUUAUUCAGCAGUUCAUGUUUUUUAUGAUAACAUAGAGUUUGCAUCGGUAUACACUUUAAGUCAAGUACUCACUGGUCGAAAUGCUGAUCAGCUUUACUCUGAUUCUAAUUGUACAACUCCAACAGUUGGCUAUUAUAGAUUAGAAGCUAAAUUAAAAUCAAACAUAACAAAUCCAGUAUUGCGUUUAUAAGGAUCGAUGGAUUUAGCUGGCUCCCAAUCAUGGGGCUUCCGAGAUGUUGUCAUGGAUGUCAUGAAAUGCUAAUCAUCGUGCAGUUGGUGUGAUUUUGAUCUGAAAUGUUACGCUUGUUCAUCAGGGUUUCUUUAUAAAAAUAGAUGUGUACCUAGUUGUCCAACACAUUCAGUAUAAACUACAGGUGUUUGUACUGAUUUCAAUGAGGCAAUCGAUAAUUCCAGAUAUAUAAUAAAAGCAUUCUAUGAUUCUUCAAAUACUACUGAAACUGAUGUACCCACUAUUGUAGGAACAAUGACAACUGGAACAGCAGAUUUUUAAACUUCAGAUCAUUUUCUAAGCACAACUGGUGAUGUGUAUUUUAGUUAUUACUUGGGGAAAAGAGUAUUAGGAGGUCCUAUUGUUUGGUACAAAGCUACAUUUACUAGAACUUUCACUUUAAAUCCACAUUAUAAAUUUAGAUUGAAAUUUACAUUAGUUUUGGGAGAUAAUUUUGCAGGAAAUUUUCAAUAUACUGUAGGAGGAUUUUCAUAGACUAUAGUAUAUAGUGACUGUGCAAAUACGGCUAAUAAUGUUGGUAAGACUCAAUAAGAUAAGUUCAUCACUAUUGAUAGAACAGAAGUACACACAGCAAGCAGUUUUUCAGUUAUGCUUAAAUGCGGUUCAACAGCAGCAUAAGUUAAGGAUAACUUUUGCAUUGUUUAUGAUUAUUUUAUUAUCGUCUUAGAAUGCACUGAAUAUUGUACUGCUUGUACUGGUCCAACAUGGGCAUAAUGCACAGGAAAAUAAACAUUGCCAACAGGUAUGGCAUCACCAUCUACCUGUGUUGAUAAUACCUAUUAUUUUGAUAACACAGUAUCACCUGCUGUGUGCAAAACUUGCACACCUUCUUACUGUUUAUAAUGCUAAAAUUCUUAUAUUUGUACCAAGUGUGCUACUAACUUUUAUUUGUAAAAUGGAAAUUGCUAAUGCUAUCCUUGGACCUAUUUAACUGGUUCCAAUACUUGUGCGAGUUGUCAUGCUUUAUGUGAUUCAUGUUAUGGUCCAAAUAGUAAUUAGUGUUUGUCUUGUAAAGGGUCUUAACAUAGAUAUUUGAGUAACAAUGUUUGUGUUUGUUAAAGUAAUUACUAUGACGAUGGUGCAAAUUAUAUUUGUCAAUCAGUUUGUGGGGAUAUGGUAGUCACUGAUGGAGAAGACUGUGAUGAUGGUAAUACAACCAGAUUUGAUGGCUGCAAUAAUUGCAAAUUUGAGUGUUAAAAAGAAUGUUAAACUUGUGUUAAUGGAUAAUGCUCAGUUUGUAUUUCUGGUUAUACACUUUAAAAGACAAUGAAAAGAUGCUUUCCUACAUGUGGAAAUACUUCGAUUGUUAGUCAAGAGUAAUGUGAAGAUAAUAAUCUGACUCCUUAUGAUGGAUGUUAUAAUUGUUAAUUUUAAUGCUAACUUCAAUGUACAAAUUGCAUCUAUGGAAAAUGCUAUGAUUGUGAUAAUUCUAUUGGAUAUUAUAUUAAUUUAGCUACUUUUAGAUGUGUUACUUUUUGUGGGGAUUAAAUUCUCGCAGGCACAGAACAGUGUGAUGAUGGAAAUAAUGACCCUUUUGAUGGUUGCAGUUAUUGUGUAUUUUCAUGUGAUAAUUUUUGUGAUUUGUGUAUCUAAGGUGUUUGUACCAAAUGCAAAUCGGGAUUCUCAUUGUUGAGCAAAAGCGGUGAAUGCGCCCCAAUUUGUGGAGAUAAAAUUGUUACAUAUUACGAGGGAUGUGAUGAUGGCAACUUACUUAAUUAUGAUGGUUGUGAUUCAUGCAAUCUCACUUGCUAAGAAUAAUGUACAUCUUGCUUAAUGGGAACCUGUUAUGAAUGCAACACCCCUGGAUAUUAAUUAAAUAAAAAAUUAUAGAGAUGCAUUCCAAGUUGUGGGGAUAAUGUUUUUACUUCCAUAACUGAGUCUUGUGAUGAUGGCAAUUAAACAAUAGAGGAUGGCUGCUUUUAAUGUAAAUAUGAAUGUUAGGCUGAAUGUCUGACAUGUGCAGCAGGAAUCUGCUAUAGAUGCAAGUCCAACUUUUACCUUAGUUCUGACAAUAUUUGUCUUCCUGUUUGUGGGGAUGGAGUUAUUUCUAAAUAUGAAUCCUGUGAUGAUUACAACUUUGUUAUUGAGGAUGGGUGUUCGAAUUGCUCUUAUUAAUGUGAAUAACCUUGUGCUUAAUGCUCUUUUGGUGUAUGUGUAUCAUGUCAAACUGGAUAUUAUUUGAAUCAAUCGAAAUAGAAAUGCUUUCCUAUUUGUGGCGAUUAAAUGAUCUAUGGAGAUGAAUAAUGCGAUAUCGGCAUCAUACAAUUCGAUGAAACAAUUAAAAAUAACACAGGGUGUAUUAGUUGUAAACUCUAAUGUUCACCUUAAUGCGAAAUUUGCACCUAAGGCUUAUGUUUGAAAUGUAGAGAAUCUUUGGGAUGGUAUUUAGAUUCCGAAACAUCAAUUUGUUACAGCAAAUGUGGAGAUUCAAUUAUAAAUGAUUAUGAGUAAUGUGAGGAUUCUAAUUCUCAGCUCAAUGAUGGAUGCAGUCAAUGUCUUUUCAAUUGUUAACAAGAAUGCUCAGUAUGUAUUUUUGGAAUAUGUUAUCAAUGCAUAUCUGGUUAUAAAUUAAUUAACUCAAAAUGCUAGUCAGUAUGUGGCGAUGGGAUAAUAGCUGGCAAUGAAGAAUGCGAAAUAGGAUUGAUAGAUUUUAAUGGAUAUGAAUGCGUAAAUUGUAGAUACAAAUGUUCAGAAGGUUGUAAUAAUUGUGUCUAGGGUAAAUGUGUAGAAUGUAAAAAUAGUUAUGGAUGGUAUUUAAAUUAAAAUAAUUAAUGUGAAUCAAAAUGUGGUGACUUAAUUAUCAGUAAUGUUGAGAGCUGCGAUGAUAACUCAGAAUCUUGCGAAAGUUGUAAUUUUGUCUGCGAUGAUAACUGCAAUUCAUGUAACUUUGGAAUCUGUUAAAGUUGUAUAACAGGAUACUAACUACUGUUAAACUAAUGUGUUAACAUUUGUGGUGAUUAAAUAUAAACUUAAAAUGAGGAUUGUGAAAACGACGAUAUCCUCCCAUUUGAUGGAUGUUCUUUCUGUUAAUUCUAAUGUCAAAGUUAAUGCUUAAAAUGUAUAAAUGGGGAAUGCAUUACAUGUGAUGAAAGUAUUGGAUGGUAUCUAUAAAAUAAAAGAUGCGAGACUAAAUGUGGUGAUGGUAUUAUAGCUGAAUUGGAAGAAUGUGAUGUUAAUUUAAACAUUGACAACGGAGAUAUAUCAUCUAAUCAAUGUUUUAAUUGUCGAUUAGCUUGUGUUUAAAAUUGUGUAGAUUGUGAUAGGGGAAUUUGUAAAUAAUGCAAAAAUGGUUACUAUUUAAAUGAUUUAAAUGAAUGUGAAAAUAUAUGUGGUAAUUAAACUCCUGAGGAUUUUGAAGUAUGCGACGAUGAUAACCUUGAUGGUUUUGAUGGUUGUUUCUAAUGCUAAUAUGACUGUUAACCUGAAUGUUAAGUUUGUCUUUAUGGAUAGUGCAUGUAAUGUUAAGACGGAUUCCUAUUUGAUAAAGAUUCUGCUCUGUGUAAAUCUACUUGUGGAGAUAUGAAACUCACAUAAUAUGAAGAAUGUGAUGAUGGUAAUGAUGUACCUAAUGAUGGAUGUCAUAAUUGUAUGUAUUCCUGUACUGAAAAUUGCAAUACUUGCGUCAAAGGAAUUUGUUACGAUUGUAUAUCAGGAUUUGUGCUUGAGUUUCCAAAAUGUGUUCCUGAUUGUGGAGAUACAAGUCUUACCGAUAAUUUGGAUUACUGUUAUUAAAAAGAAUGUUAAAGAGAAUGCAUAAUUUGUAUAAAAGGAUCUUGUUAUUAAUGUUAAAAUGGAUGGUAUUGGAAUGAAGUAGAGUAUACUUGUGAAAGCAUGUGCGGAGACAAAAUAAUAGUUGGGGAUGAAUAAUGUGAUGUGCCUGUAAGUUAUGCAAGAGGUGAUUUCUAUUGUAAUAACGAAUGUUAAUUUGCAUGUCCUGAUAAUUGUAUUACUUGUUCAUUUGGUAUUUGCCAUCAAUGUUAAAGUGGCUAUUACUUAAUAGAGAAUAAAUGUGAUAGUUAUUGUGGUGAUAUGGUAACGACAGUAUAGGAAGGAUGUGAUGAUGAUAACAAUGUACCAUUUGAUGGAUGUUUUUAAUGUCGAUAUGAUUGUGAAGAGUAAUGUACUUUGUGCAUUAAAGGAAAAUGCGAGAUUUGUCAAAGUGGUUAUGACUUAAUUAAUGAUCGUUGUGUUUCUGUAUGUGGAGAUGGUAUAGUUACUGUUGAUGAAGAUUGCGAUGAUCAAAAUUCUAUUAAGUAUGAUGGUUGCAAUGAAUGUAAAUUUGAGUGUGAUUAAAAUUGUUAAUUUUGUGAAUUUGGUAAAUGUGUAUUUUGUUCAAAUGGAUUUUAAUUAAUAAGUUAGAUUUGCAUCUCGGUUUGUGGAGAUGGUUUUAUUGUUGGAAAUGAGAAAUGUGAUGAUGGUAAUUUAAUUGAUGAAGAUGGGUGUUUUGAAUGUUAAUAUGCAUGCCAAUCAUAAUGUUAAACUUGUUUAUAUGGAUCAUGUGUUUUAUGCGAAGAAGAAAAAGGAUGGCAUCUAACAUCAUAAGGAGAUUGCUAAACUCUAUGUGGAGAUACAAUUGUAUCUGGAAUUGAAUAGUGUGAUGAUGGAAAUGAGUUGAAUUAUGAUGGGUGUUAUGAGUGCAAUUAUAUUUGCUAACCAGCUUGCACUAAAUGCAUCACUGGUUAAUGUUAUGAAUGUAAUACACCAGGAUGGAGACUAGAUAAUUAUUAUUGUUGGGAAAUUUGUGGAGAUGCAUUAAAAGUUGGAAUUGAAGAAUGUGACGAUGGUAAUGAUGUUCCUUAUGAUGGAUGUUUUUAAUGUAAAGCAUAAUGCGAAGAGGCUUGUACAGUUUGCUUUGAAGGAUAAUGCUAGGAAUGUACAUUUGGUUGGGCAUUAAAUGAUAAACAUAGAUGUGAAACAAUAUGUGGAGACAAGUAUGUAGUACCUAGAUAUGAGGAUUGCGAUGAUGGCAAUCUCUUACCUUAUGAUGGAUGCUUUGAUUGUAAUUAUUAAUGUGUUUAAUAUUGUACUGAUUGCAGAAAAGAUGUAUGUUAUGAAUGCAAUACACCUGGAUGGACUUAUGAUGAUAAAACUCUGGUCUGUAUCCCUAUUUGUGGAGAUGGAGAAGUCAAUGGAUAUGAAUAAUGUGAUGAUGGAAACGCAAUUUAAAAUGAUGGUUGUAGUAAUUCUUGUGAAUAUUAAUGUCAUCUAGCUUGUCUUAAUUGUGAUAAAGGUAUAUGCUUAAAAUGCGAUCGCUAUUUGGGAUAUUUUGAAUCAAAUAAAUAGUGUUCAUCUAAAUGUGGAGAUGGACUUUGGCAAUAAAAUACAGAAUAGUGCGAUGAUGGAAACCUAGUAAACUAGGACGGUUGUGAUAGUGAUUGCAAGAUUGAAGUUGAUUGGUAUUGCGAAAGUUAAGCUUUGCAAAUUAGUAUUUGUAUUUUCAAAAGAUAACCAACUAUUUAAUUGAAGCUUUUGGAGUAAAAGGAAGGCCAAUCUAAAAUAGAAGUGACCUUCUCAACUUAAAUGAUGCUUCAACCUAAUUUUGUUUUGGUUGAAAAUGAAAAUGAUCUCACUGAUAUUUAGUAAGUUCUCUUCUUUAUCACUGUUGAUGAAUUAACGUAAGGGGAUUUUGAAUAUAGCAUUGAACCUGUAGUUGGUAUUUAGAAUUUUCCUUAAGAUAUUAAAUACAUCGUCAAUUUGAAUCUCUUAAAGAAUGUUUAAGAUGAUUAAAUCAAUGUCUUAGUAAUGGUUGAUAAAAGAUUAAUUAUUACUGAAGAUUAUGUCAAUUUGGAUAAAAAUUCAGAUUAGAUUAGAAUACCUGUUCCAUUUAUUUUUAGUUCCUAUUCUUAAAAAGUAGUUGAACUUUUUUCGAAUACAAAUGAAAUUUCUAUAUACGCAGCUUUGGGUGUCUCUGCUUUCAGUAUAUUUUCAACAGGAUAUUCCAAUCUCUUCAUGACUCUUGAUACAAUCUAAUAUCUCUAUUAUACCAGAUAUAUCAAUCUGGAAUUUCCUGAUAAUUUGUAAUAAACAAUGGACAAUCUAAAAAAGUCUUCAUUGACCUAAAUGGUCAAUAAUAGACUUGGAGAUACAGGAUUACCAAAAUCAAUCACUGCAUAACCUAAUUAAACAGUUUAAGAAAUGCCAAAUAAAUUCAAGUCUGAUAAUUUAUAAUAUUAGUUUUCUUCAAAUAUAAAAGCAACAGCAGUCACCUUAUCAUUAGGUCUGAGUGUUUUUUUAACAACUUUAACAUUAUCCAAAUUACUGCAUUUGAUUCCUCCCCACAAACUUAAUGAUCUUGGUUCAAUCAUUGGAGGUGGAAUAUUGAAGUUUCGAUCAAAAUGUACCAAGAUGUCUAAUGACUUCGUUUAUUCAGGAGCUAUUAGAUUAGUUACAAUUAAUUUCUAUGAAAUGCAAUUUGCGUCAUUACUAUAAUUAACACAUGUUGAUUUCACCUCUAGUAGUGAUAUUGCUAAUUCAAGUGGAGCCAUAGCUACACUAGCCUUCACCUUUGUAUUUACCAGCUUACUCACUCACAGAAUAAGAUAAAUCUAAACUAAGUAAUCUCUCACAAUGAAACAUUAUAUAAAGACUCUUUUGCAACAGGAUGACAAAAAUCUGUAGAAAUCAACAUGGCAAAUGUAGUAUAAUACAAUACUGCUUGCCAAAAAGUCGUUAUUUAUGUUUGCGAUCGUUUGUUUCUAAAACUAAGGCUUAUAUUAAACAAUUGUAGUUGCUACGUAAGCAGCAGGGUUUGCUACUUAUUUGGCUGUAUCUUCACCAUUUUCAAAUAAUGAAGAUUAAAUUAAAUAAAUGAUUACAGAACUGGGAAUGCUUGCAAAUUCUCUAAGUUUUUCUACUUACUAUACAUACGAAUACUUUUCGAUAUCAAAAGAAAGCUUAAAUUAAUUAGGAUGGUUCAAUAUAGGCAUUUUUACUACCAUUUUGACUUCAAAUUUGACAAUUGAUGCUGCAGCCUAAAUUAGGGUAAUGUACAAGAAAGCAAAGAAAGUCUUUGAUAGGUUUUUAGAAUCUUAAAUGCCCUCUUAAUCCAGAGUUUAACCAAUUUUUGUUUGA
Paramecium tetraurelia is the source of this 8346-nucleotide messenger RNA. RefSeq lists its product as uncharacterized. NCBI's taxonomy places the organism in Eukaryota, Ciliophora, Oligohymenophorea, Peniculida, Parameciidae. The transcript is spliced from 5 exons. The record is from RefSeq and is a predicted model, not a curated record.